AUGCCGUACCUCCACCAGUAUGACUACCUCAUGGGCAUCGGCACCAUCUUUGCCAUGCUCGACGCCUACAACAACGGCGCCAACGAUGUGGCCAACGCUUGGGCUACCUCGGUCUCGAGUCGCAGUAUUUCAUACCGCAUGGCCAUGGUCUGCGCCCUGGUCUUUGAGUUGCUUGGUGCCCUCACCGUAGGAGCACGAACAGCCGACACGAUCAAGAACGGUAUCAUUCCGCCAACCGCCUUCCGUGGCAACGCUGGUGUUCAGAUGCUCGCUUUCACUUGCGCCCUCGCCGGUGCCUCGUCCUGGGUCAUGUGGUGCACUCGUCACUCUGCCCACGUCUCGUCGACCUAUUCGCUCAUCUCGGCCGUCGCUGGUGUCGGUAUCGCCACGGCCGGCGCCCGCAACGUCCAAUGGGGAUGGAACAACGGCAAGGGUCUCGGUGCCAUCUUCGCCGGUCUCGGUAUGGCUCCCAUCUGCUCCGCCGGCUUCGGUGCCAUCACCUUCCUCCUCAUCAAGCUCGUAGUCCACCUCCGCCGCAACCCUGUCCCCUGGGCUGUGUGGACCUCGCCCUUCUUCUUCCUCAUCGCCGGUACCGUCUGCUCCCUCUCCAUCGUCUACAAGGGAUCGCCCAACCUCGGCCUUGACAAGAAGCCCCCUAGCUUCAUCGUCGCCGUCUCCCUCGGCACCGGCUUUGGACUCGCCCUCCUCUCUGCCCUCUUCUUCGUCCCGUGGCUCCACGCCAAGGUCAUCAAGAAGGACCAGACCCUCAAGGCCUGGCAAGUCAUCAUGGGUCCCCUCCUCUGGUCGCGCCCCUACGCCACCGAGGCUGAGUCUGCCGUCGCCAUUGUCCCCAACUACGCCGUCGUCCAGCACAAGGACUACGUUCCCAACACCGAGGAGUCCACGCAGACCGGUGACGACUCCUCCGACGAGAAGAUCGCCCCCGUCAACGACCUCAUCGCUCCUCACAAGACGUAUCAGGAGCUCGAAGCUGAGGCUCGCGAGCGUCUCCACGCCAAGCUGCGCCAGGGCACCGGUCCCCUCGGCUGGGCCAUGCGCUACCUCCACGCCAACCCCAUCGGCGACGGUGCUUGCUACGAGACGCACAACAUGAAGCUCUACGCCAAGCGCCUCCCCGCCAUGUGCGUCGUCGCCCUCCUCUACGGUUCCCACUACGACAUCCACGUCGCUCAGGCCGGUGUCGCAGGCACCCCCGAGGGCAACCGCAUGGAGCGCGUCUACGCCCACGCCAAGAUGUACCCCAACGAGGUCGAGCACACCUACUCUUUCAUCCAGUUGAUCACGGCAUGCACCGCCUCCUUCGCCCACGGCGCCAACGACAUCGGUAACGCCGUCGCUCCUUGGGCCGUCAUCUACUCUGCAUGGUCCACGGGCAACCCGGCCGCCUCGAAGCUCCCCGUCGCCACCUGGCAGAUUGCCGUCCUCGCCCUCGUCCUCGUCUUCGGCUUCGUCACCUACGGCUACAAGAUCAUGACCGUCAUGGGCUCCAAGCUCACCUACCACUCGCCCUCUCGUGGUACCUCGAUGGAGCUCGGUGCGGCCAUUACCAUCCUCAUCUUCUCGCAGUACAAGCUCCCCGUCUCCACCAGCAUGUGCAUCACGGGCGCAACCGUCGGCGUCGGUCUCUGCAACGGCACCUUCAAGGCCGUCAACUGGCAGCGAGUCGGACUCCUCUUCCUCUCCUGGAUCGUCACGAUCCCCAUUGCCGGUCUCCUCGCCGGUCUCCCCAUGGCCGCCAUCCUGGCCGCUCCCCGCUUCGUCUGA
This is a messenger RNA of Jaminaea rosea, 1785 nucleotides long. RefSeq names its product phosphate transporter. Gene Ontology annotation, cellular component: membrane. The transcript has 3 exons. Bases 1 to 1785 code for a protein of 594 amino acids. The record is from RefSeq and is a predicted model, not a curated record. Gene Ontology annotation, biological process: phosphate ion transmembrane transport. NCBI's taxonomy places the organism in Eukaryota, Fungi, Basidiomycota, Exobasidiomycetes, Microstromatales.